AUGGCUAGCACAAUCACAGUGUUGAAGACCUCUCCUGUUCGACUUGGGGGUGAGGUCGAUGAGUCAACAGUGUACUUUCAUCGACUUUUUUGGACAUUUCCACCCUGCAUCGAGGCCUUCCGACAUUGCAAGUCCCUCGUGAGUAUUGACGGUAUCCACUUGUAUGGCAAGUAUGGAGGCACACUGCUGUUGGCGAUAGCGCAAGAUGGGAACUCGAACAUCCUCCCGGUAGCCUUCGCCCUUGUGGAGGGAGAAAAUGCAGAGUCAUGGUCAUUCUUCUUGUCCAACCUACGAUCGCAUGUGACGCCACAGGAGGGUAUCCUUGUUAUCUCUGACAGGCAUAAUGGCAUCAAGGCUGCACUUGAGGCCCCAGAGAAUGGUUGGCUGCCUCCACAUGCUUUUCGAGCGUACUGUAUUCGUCAUGUGGCGGCGAAUUUUGCCCUUAGCUUCAAAGGUAAAGAUGCAAGGAGGAUGCUGGUCAAUGCUGCCUAUGCAAAAACUGAAGCAGAGUUUUAUUACUGGUUUGACAUCAUGCGAACUGAGAAUCCGUCAAUGUGUGACUGGGCCAACCAGAUGGAAUACGACAAAUGGACCCAACACGAGAAUAGUGGCAGACGGUUCGGACACAUGACAACCAACAUUAGUGAAUGUGUGAAUUCCAUGUUAAAGGGAACUCGCAACCUCCCGGUCACAUCGUUGGUGAAGUCCACUUACGGGAGGCUUGCUGAACUAUUCGUGGUCCGCGGACAAACAGCCGAGGCACAACUUGGAUCUGGGCAUGAAUUUUGUCGGGCGUUGGUGAAGGCUAUUGAUCGGAACAUAAGAGACUCAAGGUGCUUCACCGUGACGUUGUACGACAGGCACCAAUCGGAGUACACCGUGGUUGAGACAACACCGACCGGGAACUUCUCGCUAGGUAGCUAUCGAGUUUCCCUUAAGGAUCACACCUGA
Molecule: messenger RNA, 951 nt
Organism: Arachis ipaensis
Lineage: Eukaryota; Viridiplantae; Streptophyta; Magnoliopsida; Fabales; Fabaceae
Source: RefSeq, a predicted model, not a curated record